UAGUGGCUGUCGUCGUCAGCUGUCAUGCAACAUUAAAUUUCGUAGUCAUACAUGUAACAACUUACAAGCUUACACCAGUUGCAACAAAUGCAGAGCACGGUCAGCAUGGCCGCACCAAAGCCCGCAAACGCAAUGUAGUCACUUGGCCUGCUGCUGUCCCGAAGCGUUACCACGAUUCUGACUGUUGCAACUAGUCGCUGAUUCAUCCAACAGCUGUACAAGGAGGUGUCGGUCAGUGUUUCAACCUCCAUCCUCGGUGUGUGUGUGUGUGUGACCUUCCAAUGCUGCUGCUGCCUGCUGAAGUGGACCAGCAAGUAUGAAUGCUGUGAUUGCACUCUGUCACUUUUGCGAACUUCAUGGGCCUAGCAUCGUAUUCUCUACCCAGGCGUUCCACUCUCAGGUCCCCGCACACCUGCUAGAGCCUUCACCCAGUCAGACGGAGAGCCAAGAUGGAAGCAAUGGCUCGGGACAGGAGCAAAGCUCUCAGUUCUCGUUCUACGGUAGUUUGGAACACUGGCUUCGACCACCCAGAACACCACAGACUUCCACCCCACCCACACCGCAAUCUCCCAUCACUUCCGGUGCUGCAGGAAGGACCACAGAAAUGUGUGAAGCGUGUAGGUCGAUGGCAGCAGGGCAGCCAGGAUUUGUCAGUAAUGAUCAUGAGGCUAAGGUUAGCUAUGUUAGCAGCCAGUACCCAUGCCAUCCAGAGAUAUUCAGCAUAGUCCGGCAAGCCUGCGUUCGGAGUCUCAGCUGUGAAGUGUGUCCUGGGAGAGAGGGGCCGAUAUUUUUCGGCGAUGAUGUGCGUGGACACGUGCUGAGUCACACAUUCUUCGUGAAGGACAGCCAUGCGCGCGGCUUCCAGCGAUGGUACAGCAUCAUUGUCGUCAUGACGGAUAAAGUGUUCCUCCUCAACUCCUGGCCGUUCCUCGUCACACAUUUGAGGAUAAUCAUCGACAAGAUACAGAUGAUGGCUCUGAAGGUCUAUGAAGCUGAGCAAACGGAAUGCCCUCAGAGAUCACUACGCCUUAGCAGCAGUGUCAACCCACGAGACUUCCUACGGCAUAGGGGCAUGAAUAAGCCAGCGCGGUCCCUGGUGGAGCUAACCCAUGAGAAGAAUCUCUUUGCUCGGUUGCACAUGUGGUUCACAUGGCUUCUCAAGGCAGGUGGAAACAGAAUGACGGAGAAGCUGUUUGAAGGACCGCCAACAGAAGACACCGUUAUUGACAUGGAGAGAUUGGAAGAAACUGAGGAAGGGUUCAUCAAACUGUUUACAACAACACUAGAGGUGAGCAAGAAGACUGGGGCCGAUGACCAGUCCGAUAAGGAGGAGAAAUCACAACUUGCAACGACUCGUGAGGCAGAAGAUGACGAAAGCUCCUGUCCAGAGUUUAAAAACAUCCGACAUCUGCUCAGGGUAUUGGCUUAUGACAAAUUCAAUACACUGGCUCACCACACCAUUAUUGGCAACCAGGUUAUAGUGAGAGGAUCACAGAGAUGGCUUGUCAAGUCUGUGAUACAGGCAUUACAGGUUUUCCUCCCUAAAGGAUGCAGUCGGGUCAUAGCCUGGAGUAGCACCUAUGUAGAUUCUUGGAUGUGUAAUUUCUUAGGUUUGGAAUUAGGAGUGGAAAUCCCAGAGCACGUGAGUGAGGCGGAUAAGUACAGUGUACUCGACAUCUUAGCACCGAAAGAUGCUCAGUCACUAUCUAGUGACACUAGUGACCAAUUUGAUGGAUAUACAUUUACUGUGAGCAGCAAGACUGUUCUUCCUGAUGUGUAUCCAGCCUUACUCGUGAAGAUGGAACAAGCUAUGGUGCAGGCAAAAUUUACAAACGAAGUACUUGAGUGUUCCCUUACUGCUAUGAAGGAGCAGUGGAUGAAUAAGGUGAAGGUGCUGUUUAAGUUCAGCCGGGCAAGUGGGAGUCACUCUCAGGAGGAGGUGCAGAAGCUGCUCCGAGUGCUAGGGGCAGGGCCGCACGAUGAACCAUUGCUCAAAUUCUGGAUGACAGGUCUGAGCAUUCAGUAUAAGACGCAUGCCCUUGAGUCAUCCUUCACAGCAUCUAAUGAUUCCUAUUACGAAGUUUGCGACGUAAGCACUGGCCAGUAAUAGUGGUAGCGUUACAUAGGCUGAGAGGGUCUAUGUCCCCCAGGGUACUAUUGGAGGGUACCCUGGGUACGGUCCGGUAUACCGGAACGUAC
Priapulus caudatus is the source of this 2199-nucleotide messenger RNA. Its product is annotated as folliculin-like. Gene Ontology annotation, cellular component: cytosol. Lineage: Eukaryota; Metazoa; Priapulida; Priapulimorpha; Priapulimorphida; Priapulidae. The record is from RefSeq and is a predicted model, not a curated record. Gene Ontology annotation, molecular function: GTPase activator activity. The transcript has 14 exons. Gene Ontology annotation, biological process: positive regulation of transforming growth factor beta receptor signaling pathway; negative regulation of transcription by RNA polymerase II; positive regulation of GTPase activity. Bases 317 to 2107 code for a protein of 596 amino acids.